Gossypium raimondii (Peruvian cotton) is the source of this 887-nucleotide messenger RNA. RefSeq lists its product as uncharacterized. The coding region runs from base 199 to 660 and encodes 153 amino acids. Lineage: Eukaryota; Viridiplantae; Streptophyta; Magnoliopsida; Malvales; Malvaceae. The transcript has a single exon. The record is from RefSeq and is a predicted model, not a curated record.
UUCCGAAGCACUUACUUUCAAAAAUCUCCAGCUUAAAAACCGGCAUUAUCAUGUGCUUCUUACCUGUCCCUUCCCUGUUCUCCUCUAUAUAUUAAUGUCUCACUCAAAUGCCUUGCUUCUCUCUCUUUGUCUCUAUAUUUUUUCAUUCCUUCUAUCUGAAUAUUCUUUUCCUUUUUCCUCUUUGUUUCACAUCUGAAAAUGGGGAAUUGCUUCACAAGUAACAAAAUUCUAGCAGAAAACGACGACCUACAAGGCUGCAGCUGCAACCAACCUAAUCAACUCAUCAAGGAUAUGGGAGAUGUUACAGUUUCCAAAUCGGAAGGGGCUGCUGAUGGAGUUAAGACCAACAACAACAACAUGGAGAAGAAAACGAAUAAGAAGAAGAAGAAGGUGGUGAGAUUCAACUUAAAUGAAGAAAACAGUGGUGAUGAUAGAUCAGGGAAACAAGGUGAAUCCAAAAAUGGGGUGGUGAGAAUAAGACUUGUGGUGACACAGGAAGAGUUGAAGCAAAUUCUGAGUUCCAAGAAAGAUUUGAGGCAGUCUUCAAUGGAGCAAUUGAUAAAAGCUGUGAAACUGAGAGGUGUUAGGGUUUCUGAAGAUGGAAGAACAAGUGAUGGAGCUUGGAGACCGGCAUUGGAGAGUAUUCCAGAGGAACACUAACAAAAAAAAAAACACUGUUUCUUUCUUAACUUGCUAUAGUUUUUUGUCCUGAUUGUUAACUGAUCUCUCUUAUUGUAAAGAAACAAACCCUUUGAUUGUAUAUCUUGUGUGACUGCAGUUUCAAUGUCUUUUGGUUCUUGGUUUUUUAGUCAUUGAUGAAGUCGGACAAGAUCUUAUCCUGUAUCCAUACUUGUAUUAAUGAAAAUCUCUGUCGUGUUUGCAAAACA